This is a messenger RNA of Branchiostoma floridae (Florida lancelet), 5104 nucleotides long. RefSeq names its product neuropeptide FF receptor 1-like. Lineage: Eukaryota; Metazoa; Chordata; Leptocardii; Amphioxiformes; Branchiostomatidae. Gene Ontology annotation, molecular function: peptide binding; neuropeptide receptor activity. The transcript has 3 exons. The record is from RefSeq and is a predicted model, not a curated record. Bases 99 to 1259 code for a protein of 386 amino acids. Gene Ontology annotation, cellular component: membrane. Gene Ontology annotation, biological process: G protein-coupled receptor signaling pathway.
UCUUGAAGAAGGCACGUGAAAGGGACAAUAAGACGUACUGGCCACAAGACGACUUCAAGGUGACGAUACGAUACGGUAUAAACUCCAGAAGUGUCAGCAUGGAGGUGAACAUAAGCGAGUCGUGGCCUGGGCUGAUGUACAAGCAAACGCAGCCGGCGAUUGCUCUGUUCUCCGUCGGGUACUCGGUGGUCUUCGCGGGGACAGUGAUAGGGAACCUCAUCGUAGUGGUGGUCAUAGGCCGUAACCGCCACUUGUGGGGAGUCACCAACACCUUCAUCUUCAACCUGGCGCUCAGCGACCUGCUCAUAGCUUUCUUCUGCAUUCCCUUCACCUUAGUCAACCAUAUCUUUAUCGAAAAUGUGUUUGGUGACGCCAUGUGCCGUGUGAAAGCCUUGGCGCAGGGUCUGUCCGUCGGAGCGUCUGUGUUCACACUGACAUCCAUCGCAGCUGACAGGUACGUUGUCAUCGUUCAUCCCCACCGUGAGCGAUUAACGAACAAUCAGGCCCUGUGGGUCAUCUUUGGUGUGUGGAUCGCAUCGGCAGCCAUCAUGACUCCCCAAGCAGUGGUGUCGCACGAAAAAGAAUUCCUCUUCGAGAACCAGACCUUCGACAUCUGCGGCGAGUUCUGGCCAUCUGAAGGCUCCCGACAGGGCUAUACGGCCGCGCUGUUUGUCCUGUGCUACGUCGCACCGCUGGUGGCGAUCAGCUUACUCUACUCCAAGAUCGCAGCCAAAGUCUGGUUCAAGCCACGGCCGGGGGAAGCUGAUGGCGGCAACAGGAAUCCAGUCCCGGUCGGCGUCUCGGCCUGCAGGAUGCGAGUCAUCCGCAUGACCAUCACACUCGUGGUGGUGUUCGCCACGACCUGGAUGCCCCUCUACAUCUCCACGUUGCUAGAAGACUUCGGAAACUUGAGCCCUCAGCAGCAGGCUAACCUCCAUCACUACGUCUACCCGACUGCUCACCUGAUCGCUUACGCUAACAGCUUCAUCAACCCGCUGGUGUACGGACUUUUCACCACGAACUUCAGGCAGCAUUUCAAGCAGACCUUUCGAACGGGUUCGAGCUCACGGCCGAUGUCACUGGCAAUGACCAAACUUCGUCGGGGCAAUGCACAUGGCGAUGUACAGAAUGGCACGGCAAACUCGACCCCUAUGACAAGCCUGAAGGUGAAUGUCAUCAAUGGCAAUGGCAACAGGAUUAAAGGUGUCGUCACCACCGUAGUGAGAAAUUCCAACAUUGUUCAAGAGACGACACUCUAAAGUGUAUGUUUUUCCUUACAAAUAAUCUACAUUCACAGUUCUGGCCUAGCCUUCAUAGCAGGCUCUUUGGACCUCUUUUCGCCAUUUUGAGCUCAUAAAAAAUAUAAUAAAUAACGCUACAGUCUUGCUGGCCGUUUCUUUUUUGUACUGCAUCGCUUGCGCUACCGUUAUGGGCCUUCCAGCGGACUUGGAAUUGCCUCAUACGGACUUGUGAAUUAUUCCUAACAUAGAUCACCAGGCGUAGGGGUGUUAAUAGAGCCAAUGAAAUGAUAUUUUUAAAUCUCCUUUCUCUUUGAGACGCCGAAUUAAUGUAGUGUUUUAUUUGCAAAAUCAUGACCGAAGGCUGAUUGCGCUGUACAGUCUCAAAGACUAAGAGUAGAAGAUGUGAUACAUAACACUACCAAUAGUCAAUUAUAGGCACAAUAUGGCACAUUAUGGUACAAUAUAGGCAGGCAGACUCUACGGGCCGGCAGCACAAGCAACCCAGUACAAAAAGAAACGGCCAUCAGACUUGUAUUAUGAGCCCCAAAAGACGACAAAAGGCCCAGAGAGCCUACUAUGGAGGCUAGUUCUAACCAUCAAUUCAGAUAAAUACCAUCAUGAACUAAACAUAUGGAAUACUCCAAAUAAAGAUCAUGAACAAUGUGUCUUGUCUGAAUUGCCCCCCCCCCCUCAAUUCCCUAAAUUUGGACCAAAGCAUUCAAAGCCCUUCAAAAAUGAUACUUUGUAACUACAUUAAUGUACUUCAAAUGUAGAGGACAUAAAAGCUAUUUGUAUUAGUUAAAAUACAAAAUUUAAUGUAUUGUCUAAACUUUGUGCACUGCGUACGUAGCAGCUCAUAUUUAUGACAAAUUAUACAAUAUACUCGCGGCCCAGGCCCAGAAAAAAUAACAUAAAACUUGUGUUACUUGCAUCACUUCCACAAGAUUGGUAAUAAAGGAUGCUCCUGUUAUAAGCAAUCACAAAUUUUAUCGUUAGACGUAACCCCAAAAAAAAAACACGAAAAUCCAUUUUUUUUUAAAUUUGGGUGAGUCAUAAUCUUUGAAGAAUCAAGAUAUAAAUUUUAGAUGUCUGAUUUUUGAUUUAGUACUUACCCGUUGCACUGUCUUUAAGAAACAUGUUUAUCAUCAUGGUGAUAUGUAUAUAGUAGGAAAAAGCGGAAAGUCUAUUUGUGAAGAUAUAACGUUAAACUACUUUGCGUGCUGCAUUGUCAAGUGGUAUCUAAAUUUGUAUGGGAACUAACAUUACCCGUGGCCAGGAUCGAAAAUGGGGCAAUUUCGGUCGCAAUCCUCUCAGCAGUGAUAGCCAUAUUUCAAAUCAUAAUCACACAAGAACCAUGGACAAUUAUUUUUGCGAUACGACAUCAUUGGAUUUGUCAGGCAUGUGGAACAGGACAGACCAUUCAGCCUACAAAAGCUUUUAGCUUAAGACAUAGAUUACAUAUGAUGCGAUUUAAUGGCAACAAGUUUUCCUAUAGCCUCCUUGAUUGGAAGUAGCUCCAUGAGUACGGACUUGGACAGUAGCCAAACUACAAAGGUUAUGAUUCCCUCUUUGUCUGGUAACUACUUUCCCACCUACUUUAAGCUGUAUAAUGGGGGCCAAGUGUAACAGAGGACACAAUAGGAGAGUAAAGGUCAAAGAGGUCCUUGAUUUUUGAAGUGAUAUAUUGAUGUUGACAGUCAAAUGGUUAAUAUUUCUGAUACAUUAGCAUUUCUUUUCAAUUAAUAACCUUCAAUGUAGGUAAGGGUUAAGGCCUCCAUUGGCUGUUUGCCCAGCACGUCUGUGAGCAAGGAGCAGACUGUGUCAAUGCUGUGCUAUGAUUGUGAUGAUAUAUUUUUUAGUUAAAUUCAAUGCCUUCUUCUUCAGCCAAACUCAUUUCAAUACUUUUCCGAAGAGUGGUUAAUAUGAUUAUCUUUACUUCUUUAACGCCCAGAUAUCUAAUCUUGCACUGCACAUUUACUACAUACUAUAAAAUAUCAUCUUGACGAACAGUGCUAAUCACAGGAGAAAAGACAACUUUAUUUAAUCCAGAAUUUCCCUCUACAAGUGUUUGUAUGUGUGUUUGUGUGUGCAAUGUUGGUGUGCAUGAACAGAAUAACAUAACACUUAAUACACGGAUAUCUACAUGUAGCAGUAUACAUGAUUCCCUUGUUGGACAUUUGCCUGAAGAAAACUCUAGGGAAUAUUUCAGAUCAAGCUUGUCAGCAGUUGAAUGUGGAUAAAGGCAAAAUAUUCACAUUUGAAUCCUAGACAGUUUGGAGAGAACGUCCGGUAGUUGCUGAUUCAAACUUUUGACAAAGAAGUAACCAAUCUCAUGGCCCUAUUCCAGAUCUACAGUAACUUUGGAAUGAUUCUUAAUAAAUUUUAGAUGCAAGGCUAUUAAGAUAAAACAGUGCAAUGGUCUUUUGAUAAAACAUAUUUCUACAAUUUAGAUUCAUUUCUAGUAAACAAAAGUUUUUUUUGAGUUGUAUAGAUCAUGUUACAUUUUAUGCAGAGUAAUGAUUUUAAUGAUGUAGUUUCAAUCAAUGCCAUUUGUUAUUGUUAACGUUUGAUGAUGUAUAUUACAUUUUAUUAUCAUCUAGAUUAUAAUGUAUAUUACAUUUCAUUACUAAUGAGUUUCUGACAGGGGGCAUGAUAGCUUCUGCAACCCCUGCAUGUUUUCUUUUCAUUCUGUGUUAUCAUUUGUUUGUAAUUGUGGAAUAUGUGCUGAUAAAUAAACCCAAUCAAAUCUAAUCUGUGCAUACACAUGUUACAUGUAGCUGGGGUGCUUACACCAGAUAUCUACCAAACACAAUGUUGUUUUGUGUGGUGGAUUACAUAGCACCUAACCCAGCAGGUAAAUGUUAAUAGAGCUUGGUACUAAUUCACAAAAGGGCAAUCCAACUGGGAGAGCUCAGAGUCGUGUUGAUGUUAAUAUGCCUAAUAUGCAGUAUGUAUAAUGACAUGGAUUCAGUCACUCUAAGUGCUUUUCUUGUUUGAUUGGAUCAAUGUACAUGUGUAAGGCAGAAGUGCCACGGAUGUAGAAGUGUCUCAAACUAAGUGAAAAAUCACAACCUAAAAUAUCGAGCUUGCAACAGCAAUAUUAUUCCACAUGGUAAACUAAGUCUAACUAAAGUCAUUUGCCUCCUUCACAAUUGGAUACAUUUCAUACAACACAUUUCUCUAAUAUUUGCAGCAAAUAGUCAUAGCUGGAAAUAUCUAAAUAACACUGUAAGUUAUUUACUCACUUUCUUCCUGUUUGCUGUUAUCAUCUAAUACAAUGUACAUUAAACACAAAAGCAGACAAACUUGCAUAGAAUUAAGCUACAGAAUGUUACUGUCACUGCUCAAUCACAUAAAAAUUAUAUUUCAUAAUUCAUGUCAUUCUACUGAAACUAAAACUAAGGCAUUGAUAUUGACACUUAAAGACAAUUAUAGUUAUUUCUAAUCAUACAUAUUUAUCUUUAUAUACUUAAUACAUUGUAUUUGAGUGUUAUGCUAUCUAAUCUGAUGUUUAUACAUUUAAUACACUAUCAGUUGUGUCGUUGUUGGUAUUGUUAAUUGCAAUCAUGGAAUAAUGUACAAUUUUGUGUGCAAUCAUGUAAAAUUUAGUUUUUUCCUAAACUGUAGUGCCUGUAGUUUUGACGCCCAGGCUUUUGACAGGCAAUCUAUUGAUUGUAUAUUGUUGAUUCUGUUGUGUAACGUGGUAAGUUCAUUGUUACACAUAUUAAUUAUAGUUUUUCUUGUUGCUAGCAGUUGUGCCAUGAUGAUAGUUUAAAUCAACAGACUGGUGUUUCACUUAAAAAUGAUUACCUUACUGAUUAACAAAUGAGACUCAAUGUGCCAAAUUGAAAAAAACAACAACU